Messenger RNA from Prunus armeniaca (apricot), 297 nucleotides. The record is from the annotation of a GenBank genome assembly. Lineage: Eukaryota; Viridiplantae; Streptophyta; Magnoliopsida; Rosales; Rosaceae.
AUGGGAGCCUCCAGAGGACCAAGGCUUUCUGGGAUGCAGAAACAAGUCCUUAGUCUAUACAGAGGGUUUCUUAGGGCAGCCCGUGCAAAAUCUGCUGAAGAUCGACAGCAGAUUGAGUCACUUGUGUCAAGUGAGUUCCGCCGCAAUGCCAAGGAAGUAGACCGCAAAAAUUUCCUUUACAUUGAGUACUUGCUUCGCCGCGCUAAGAAACAGCUUGAUCAGCUCAGGAGCCCCGAUAUUGUUGGAUUAUCAGCCCUGAAUGUCAGUUUUUCGCAGACAAAACAUCCUACAAAUUGA